Messenger RNA from Condylostylus longicornis, 1687 nucleotides. Its product is annotated as glucose dehydrogenase [FAD, quinone]. Gene Ontology annotation, molecular function: oxidoreductase activity, acting on CH-OH group of donors; flavin adenine dinucleotide binding. The transcript is spliced from 2 exons. Lineage: Eukaryota; Metazoa; Arthropoda; Insecta; Diptera; Dolichopodidae. The coding region runs from base 58 to 1626 and encodes 522 amino acids. The record is from RefSeq and is a predicted model, not a curated record.
CUCGUAUUAUUAAUUGAAGCUGGUGGUACAGAAAAUUUCUUUCAUCAAAUACCAGCAAUGGCUGCUUAUUUUCAAUCAACAGCAUCAAAUUGGGGUUACAGUUCAGAACCACAAAAGAAUGCAUGUUUUGGUAUGCCCAAAAAUAAAUGCCUUUUACCACGAGGUAAAGUAUUAGGUGGCACCAGUUCAAUAAACUAUAUGAUUUAUAAUCGUGGUAAUAAAAAAGAUUUUGAUCGAUGGGCUCAAUUGGGUAAUCCUGGUUGGUCGUAUGCUGAAGUUUUACCAUAUUUUAAAAAAUCUGAAAAAGCAUAUUUAAGAGGUGGUCUUGAAGAUCAAGGAUAUCAUAAUUAUUCAGGAAAUUUAAAUGUGGAAUAUAGUAAUUUUAAGACAAACAUGGUACAUGCAUUUGUUAAAGCAAGUAAAGAAAUUGGUCAUCCAGAAGUCGAUUACAACGGUGAAUCACAAUUGGGUGUUUCAUAUGUUCAAACAACAACACAUGAAGGUAGAAGAGCAAGUGCAGCGAAAACGUUUAUAAACCCGAUCCGAAAUAGGAAAAAUUUACAUAUUUUGAAUUUUAGUAAAGUUACUAGAAUAAUAAUUGAUCCGGAUUCAAAAGUUGCAACUGGAGUAGAAUUUGUAAACAAUAAAAAGCGUUUUGCUGUUAAAGUUCGAAAAGAAGUUAUUUUAUCAGCUGGUACAUUUAAUUCACCUCAAAUAUUAAUGUUAUCUGGUAUAGGACCAUCAGAUAACUUAAACGCGAUCGGUGUUCCAAUAAUAAAAGACCUCCCAGUCGGAAAAAUUAUGUAUGAUCAUAUGAGUCAUUUUGGACCAACAUUUAUACUUAAUAGUACGGGUAAUACUGUAAGAACUGGUGAUUUAGGUAUAGAUGAAAUUGAAAAUUAUUUACAUAAACGACCGUCAUCUCUCUCCUUAAUAGGUGGUGUUGAAGCAUUAGUUUUCUCAAAAAUACCGAAUUCCUCACAACCGGCUGAUGUUCCUGAUAUUGAAUACAUUUUUGUUGCAGGCAGUUUCGCAUCUGAUGAAGGCACUGGCCUAAAACGUGGGGCUAAUCUUAAAACAAAAAUUUAUAAUAAAGUUUGGAAACCUUUAGUUGAUAUGAAAGAAGAUCAUUGUUCUGUUUUAAUUAUGGAUUUUCAUCCAAAAUCAAAAGGACGUCUUUGGUUACAUAAUCGUGAUCCAUUUGAACCACCAAAAAUUGAUCCAAAAUAUUUUUCAAAUCCUGAAGAUAUUGAACAUCUUUUAUAUGGUGUUAAAGAAACUAUUCGUAUUUUUCAAGCACCAGCAUUUCAAAAAUUAGGUGCACGUUUAUUAGAUACUCCUAUUCCUGGUUGUGAAAAUUAUAAUUUCGGUUCUGAUGAUUAUUGGCGUUGUUCAAUUAAAACAGUAUCACUUACAUUACAUCAUCAAGUGGCAACAUGUAAAAUGGGACCAGAAAGUGAUCCAACAACUGUUGUUAAUCAUGAAUUAAAAGUACAUGGAAUAAGAGGAUUACGAGUUGCUGAUACUAGUAUAGUACCAGAACCACCAACUGCACAUACAAAUGCUAUGUCAUUUAUGAUUGGUGAAAAAGCUGCCGAUAUGAUAAAAGCUGAAUGGAAACAGUGAUAUUAAAUUAUUUAUAAAAAUACGAUAUAGGAUUAAUGUUUUAGUUCAUAGAAAAAAAUAU